CUAAACAAUGGGUAUCAACAGUCCCCCUACCUCAUGCACGCGAUCAUCGCCUUCGCAACCUCCCACCUCCGCUACACGACCCCCACCAAACACCGCCCCUACGCCCUGACCGAAACCUACCACUGGCAACAAGCCAUCACGCAGUACUUACAGCAACUGGCCACCAUCGGCCCGCACAACAUGGACGGCCUUUUCGGGGCGUGCCUGCUCCUAACGGUGCGCUCCUUCGAACUCGACCGCUACGACCCGCACGGCUCCUUUGUUUUCGCCACAUCCCCGAAACACACCGCCACCGCGCUGACCUGGCUCACCCUGCAGGUGGGGCUGCGGCGGCUGCUGGAGGCCACCGUGCCCUGGCAGCGGGGGAGUAUGUGGUGGGAGGUGUUCAUGGCGUCCGCGGCGCAGUAUCGCGGGGUGUUUGACGUGGACGAGAGCAAUGUUUCUGAAAAGGUGGUGGCGGCAGGGUGGGGGCUCGAUCCCGGGCUGGCGGAUCUCUGCGGCAUCCAUGCGGGCAGCACCCCCGCCGAUAAUGUGUAUUAUGAGCCGGUGCGGAUGCUGAGUGGGCUGCUGCACCUGCCCAGGGGCAUUCGGAGCUUCGGGGCGUAUACCGGCUGGAUGGGCCGGUUGGAGCCGGCGUUUUUUGAGAGGUUGGUCUGCAAGGAGGUUGCGGCGUUGGUGGUGCUGCGGCGGUGGUUGGAGCUGUUGGGGAGUGUGGAUUUGUGGUGGAUUGGGGUGAGGGUUAGGUCGGAGGUGCAGGCGAUUAAUUGGUUUCUUGGGGAUGGGGGUAGGGGUGGGGUGGGAGGUUGAGUGCGUUGUGGAGGGCGCGUUCAUGGUCGGUCGGUAGGGUUGGGCUUAUCUGUUUAGAUGUGAGAUAUGAGAAUGUGGGAACCCGAGAAAGGAGGAACGUCUCGGUGACUUUGGAGCUUCUAUUUGCUGGUUGCACGGCUGCAUACACUGCGCGGUAUAUCUGCAUCUUCAUCCUCCGAAUAGCCCGCCAGCUCAAGGCUAGACCGCUCUACCCAGAGGCAUAGGGAACGCCGAGCUUGUCUAGGCCCAGUCGACGGCCUUCAGAC
This is a messenger RNA of Aspergillus aculeatinus CBS 121060, 1073 nucleotides long. RefSeq lists its product as uncharacterized. The coding region runs from base 34 to 807 and encodes 257 amino acids. Gene Ontology annotation, molecular function: DNA-binding transcription activator activity, RNA polymerase II-specific. NCBI's taxonomy places the organism in Eukaryota, Fungi, Ascomycota, Eurotiomycetes, Eurotiales, Aspergillaceae. The record is from RefSeq and is a predicted model, not a curated record. Gene Ontology annotation, biological process: regulation of transcription by RNA polymerase II. The transcript has a single exon.